AUCAGAAUGAGUGAGCAGUAAGACAUAGAAACGGGUAAAUAAUAAUAAUAAUACAACCAUACACAUCUUUCCAAGCACUUGGGGAAACAAAGGAACUAAGUCAAUGUGAGCAGUAAAACAAAAUAUGAAUAAAUCAAACGCAUCCAAACACCUACAAAAGGAGUAAGUCAAUGUCAGUAGUAAACCAAAACAUGAAUAAAUCAAUGUACAUAUGAGCAAUAAGCAUGUAUGAACAAUAAGGAUGAUAAAACAAACAAUACAAUGUGAUAAUGCUACCUAUCUAUCUUGAUGUUUAGCCUCAUUACAUUCCUAUCUUUCUAUCUAAGGUCAUGUCUUAGGAAAGAACAAAAUCCUACAUGUCAAUCCUCAUGCCAUCUUCUCAAUUCUUUUUAGGAUGUCAUCUCCUCCUUUUACCUUCCAUACCGUUGAUGAUGGUAAUUUUCUUUGGACAUGUCUAUACCACCUCAAUCUUCUGUCCCUCCCUUCAGUGUAUGAUGAUUGUGCCACUUCCAAGGAGUGUCAUAAGAAUGUGAAGCUAUAAGAGGUUUUAUUUAUAUAAUAAUUGUAAAGAUGCUCGUUUUAACUUGUAAAAAUAACAUUCAACUUGAUGUGAUACUAAAGUGUAGGAAGACUAAGUUUGAAUAAAUAUAAAAAUAUUCCGUUAUAAUGGUGGGUCUUUCAAAAUGAGAAAAAAAAAAUAGAAACCGACAAAUAUGGCAAUUUUUCUUAAGUUUAUCAAAAUUUAGCAAAAAGCUAAUAUUUUCCAUGAAUAACCAUGCAUUUCAUAUCGCAUGUACUCUGCAAAAUGCUUAUAGGUAUUGUGAAAUGCCAAAAUGACAUUGUUUUGGCAUUUCGCAACGCCUAUAAACAUUUUGUAUGGUUCUUUACUAAAUGCAAAAUGCAAAAUGUUUAUCCCGUGUGAGAUGUUAGUAUCUUUAAAAAUACAAAUAAACAUAAUAGAAAAAAACCUUAUAUAUGUGAAUAUAAACUAUUACAUAAGAAAAACCGACUUGAAUAAGCCUAUGUUCCUCUUUAGUCUAUACGAGCUCAUAGUGUUCCUUAGUUUUGCAAAAUGUCAGAGAAAAUUUGAGUUUUCAUAGAAAAAUCCACUUAAAUAUAGGGACCACAUCCGACCCAUGACAACCCAUUUUACAGUGGGCAGGCAUAUUUCGCAAUGCACCCUCAAUAUAUUUAUGGACAUUGCGAAAUGCCAAAAACAAUGUAAAUUUAGGCCAAUUUCAAAAGGUGUCCUAUGAAAUACAUGGUUAAAAUGCCAAAAACAAUGUGUAAAUUUAGGCCAAUUUCAAAAGGCGUCUUAUGAAAUACAUGGUUAAAAUGUCAAAAACAAUGUGUCCUAUGAAAUACAUGGUUAUCGGUAGAAAUUUGUUAAUUUUGGCUAGUUUUUUAAAUAAUAAAAAACAAAAAAGGUAGCUAUUGUAUAUAUAUAAACCCCUUAAAUUAGGAAGACAAAUGUAUCAAUAUAACAUAAAAGUUUGUAGGGUUUAAUAAAAAGAGAAGUUUAUUGUUUUCGAGAUGUCUUCAUGUUCACACCCAUCCCUUUUUAUAGGACGGGUGUAAAAUGUAAAUUACUCAAAUUAAAUAUCUAAUCAAUCUCGUGAUUUAGGGUUUAGGGUUUAUAGAAAUUAUGUAUACCAAUGAACUUAACUACUUAAAAUUUCUCAAUAACAUGGUAUGUUUAUAAAAUAUCAUAAAUAUGAUUUAUUAUUUUAUUUAAGAGAUUAUACAUGUGGCAUAAAAAAAAUCCAUUUUCCCAACCUCCAUAUAUUUGUAGGUGGUGCAAAGAUUUUGGCGCUAAAUAACCUCUCAACAUUUUAUUAUCAUUUCUAUUUUGAGCGCCAAAUUCUCUUCAUAACAUUCCCCAUCACCCUCAAUGCUUCCUAAUUUGCCUCAAAAAAAACAAUUUUUGUUGUUGUUAGUGUUGCCUAAUUAUCCCAUUUACCCUUUUGCUCUUUGUCUGGUUUGCUACACAAUUUUCUCUCCAACUUCCCUUCCUCUUCUUCAUUCUCUCUCCCCUCUGUGUGGAUUUUCCGGCGUUAAACUGGAGGGGGAGAGAAAACACGACGGAGUAAAACAAGAGGAAGGAAAGCAGAUCUGACGGACGUCAUUGAUUGGAGAAGAUGUUACAGAAAGCAACAGGCGGCGGGCAUUCGUGGUGGUGGGCUAGUCACAUUCGAACUAAGCAGUCCAAAUGGCUCGAACUAAAUCUCCAAGAUAUGGAUAUGAAGGUGGAUCACGUUCUGAAUUUGAUUCAAAACGAUGGCGAUUCAUUCGCUAGAAGGGCGGAGAUGUAUUAUAGACACCGGCCGGAUGUUAUAAGCUUCAUCGAGGAAACUCUUCGUGCUUAUCGAGCAUUAGCUGAACGAUAUGAUAAAUUAUCGGGCGAUUUGCAGAAAGCAAACACCACCAUUGCUUCAAUUUGUCCGGAAAAAGUCGAUUUAAGCCUCGAUGAAGACGACGAUGAUUUCAACUACGAUUCUCCGAAAACACCUAAACUCAAUCGUCAAAAUCGAAUCAAAAUCCCUAAAUCCCCAAAACCUGUUAACAAAGACGUGAAUCGUGUUCUCAACAAUGCAUCAAAGAUGAUCGAAGCAACAAAGACGAGCGAAGAAAAGGAAAAUCAAAGUCCUCCGAAAUCUGGAUUGACGAAAGACGAUGCUCUCGAAGAGAUUGAUAAUCUUCAAAAGCAAAUCCUCGAGAUGGAAAUGAUGAAGGAUUCCAUGAAGAAUUAUUACGAGAACAGCCUUGCUGAGUACUGGGAUGCGGAAACCCAAAUAAUCGAAAAUCAACAGAGGAUUUGCAGAUUAGAAGAUGAAUAUGAAAUAUGUAAGAAAAUCGAAGAAGACGAUAAAGGUACUUUAAUGGCGGAAGAAGCUUUGAAGUCAUGCCAAGAGACCUUAGCUAUGUUACAAGAUCAUCAAAAGAAAUUGCGCUACGAUGUUAAAUUAGAGCACAAGAGAUUCGAUCAAGCUAAACAAAAACUCAAAUCAAUCAAGCAGAAAUAUAAUUCGGAAUCAGAUCUAGAACAAGAACAAGAACACGAACAAGAAAUCAGAAACGUCUCAAAUCAAAGCUUGGAAGGCGUAUCGAAGAAUCCAGAAAAAAUUACAGAAUUGGCAGAUACGAUUGAUACGCUUGUGAACAUGGUGAUUACUUUAGAAUCCUCGAUUUCAUCCCAAACUGUUCUUGCAGACAUGUUAAGAAAAGAAGCAGAUGAUCUUCAAUCACAAAUUCGAAAAAUGGAAGACGAUAUGAAAACACAAGCUCAAAAAUUUGAAGACGAUCUUCAAACGCAAACUCAAAAAAUGGAAGACGAGCUUCAAACACAGAUUCAAAAAAUGGAAGACGAAUUUCAAACACAGAUUCAAAAAAUGGAAGAUGAUCUACAAACACGAAUUCAAAAAAUAGAAGACGAACUACCAAAAGAAAGUGAUCAUACUUGUGUAUGCAACGAACCAGUUGUUGAAUCAAAAUCAGAAGAAAAGAACAUUGACAUUAGUUGGCAAUCGAUGUUGUUGAAUGGGAUUGAAGACAAAGAUAAGAUCAUUCUAGAAGAGUACAUCACGAUCUUGAGACACUACAAGGAUACUAAGAAGAAAUUGAGUGAAGAACAGAAAAUAAACCAAGGAUUAAAACAGAAGUUGAGACUUGUUCAAGAAAACAUACCUCAUGAAGAUGAGAGUGAGACCACCAUUGAUGAAGAAGCUCAAGCUUUUUCUGCCAUGGAUAUGAUUCUUGAUGAGAAUGUUAACUUCUGGUUGAAAUUCAGCACUGCUUUCCAUCAGGUACACAAAUUCAAAACCCAGAUUGAAGAUCUAAAUGAUGAGAUUAAAAAGGCGAAAUCAAGGUCAGAUAUUAAGUUGAUAUAUAAAAAUCUUAAAGAUAUAAAGAGUAAACUUACAAUAUGGUUGGAGGAAAGUAUUAUGCUAAAAGAUGAAUUAAGGAUGAGAUUCACGUAUUUAUCGAAUAUCGAGGAGGGAAUUAAGUUCAGUAGCCAUGAAGAUGCUGCAAAGUUCCAAGGUGAAAUUAUGAAAAAGAAACAAGAACACAAUGAAAUUAGGAAAGAACUUGAAGCAAGUUUAGAUCAUGUGGUUGCUAUAAAACUUGAGUUGGAGAAGACUUUGGAAAGGGUAGAAAAGGAAUUUGGGCUUUUGAAGAAUCCGAAUCAACAACAGAAGGGGAAAUUAUCUUCCAGCAAGUCGAUAAUACCCUUGAAGUCAUUCCUUUUUGGGGUUAAGUCAAAGACGCAAAAGUCUUCCUUUUUUUCUUGUAUGAGCAGCCCUAAGAAAUCAAGAUCAAAGAAAGGUGGAUGUAUGUCCAUAUAAAUAUAUAAAAACCAUUGUACAAAAAUGUAUCUGAGUUUAAAAAAAUGGAACAUAUAUACAAAGAAAAAAAAAGUGAC
Messenger RNA from Lactuca virosa, 4420 nucleotides. Lineage: Eukaryota; Viridiplantae; Streptophyta; Magnoliopsida; Asterales; Asteraceae. The record is from the annotation of a GenBank genome assembly.